AUGUCGGAAUCGAUUUCAAAUUUAAACAUAAAUUCGUCAAUCGAUGAAACAAGCGAAAUUGAAAAAGAAAUAAAAGAUAAUUCAAAUUUAUCAACGCCACAUCAAACGUUCGAUUAUACGCAAAACACUCUUUCGAUUUUAAAUAAAACGUUAAAUCAACGUAAAUAUUAUGCAAAUGUUAUGAAAAAAGACGUCACAAAUAGCGUUUUCGAUGUUUUCGAUGAUAUAAAUCGAAAGGAAAGUUUCUGUUCGCUUGGAAUUUUUAUUAAAUAUAAAUUAAAUUGGAGUAAAAGUUUAAGUUCGUCCCCGACGGUCGAUUAUGUAACGAAUUCAUCCGAGAAAUUUAAUAUCGAAAGAGAUUUUAAGGGGCAAUUUGAAGAAAUGAAUUCAGAAGUGUCACAGUCUUCUAUUUUAGUUGAUAGUGAUAAUGAUAAUGAUAAUGGUGAUGAUGAUUUAGAUGUGGCGAUUUCAGGGAAAAGGGCCGUCGUCGAUCCACUUCCGUCGAUGUCUUCUGGCGACACGAGAAAUGCUAUGGCGGAGUCCAAUAAAUCAGCCACGUAUCGCACUUUUGAAAAAAUCGGUUAUUUAUCAGCUGAUGUAAGAAAAGAAAGCGCUGAAGAGCAGUUUAAUCGCGUUGGUCCAGAUGCGCCAGCCGACACCGUUACAUUCACGGCUGAUCCCGAUGAAUUGUACGUUCCGCAAUGUGAACGGAACGGCAGCGUUGUCGACUUAUUCUGCGAUAUGUUGGCGGACGAACGUUUCACGCAAACUUUAUUUUCACAUUUCUUAACGAACGAGGAAAUGCAAAUAGCGAAAAAUGAUUAA
Messenger RNA from Dracunculus medinensis (Guinea worm), 825 nucleotides. The record is from the annotation of a GenBank genome assembly. Lineage: Eukaryota; Metazoa; Nematoda; Chromadorea; Rhabditida; Dracunculidae.